CGAGAACCCCGCUUUAAAAAGAGUUGGCGCCCACUUUGGAAAAGAGUGACCGUAACGCAUUCUUUGCGAUUCAAGGCAAUUCACCACCUCGCCCAACGGUCACACUCGCGAAUCCAGAAGAGAAGAGGAAGCAGAGCUCGCAGCAAGCAAGAAAACCACCACCCGAGGAUUAACGGACAGGAGCCUGCCCUUCGGCAGCAACAGCCAUCGCAAUCUACACACAUGGAACCCAUCGACAUAGUGCGCCUGGAGGAGGCCGUCGUCUCCUUCUACCGCUCCAACUCGCAGAACCAGGCGAUCACCCACGAAUGGCUGACGGACGCAGAGGCUAGUCCGCAGGCCUGGCAGUUUUCCUGGCAGCUAAUGCAGCUCGGCAAGAGUCAGGAGGUGCAGUUCUUCGGCGCCAUCACACUGCACUCGAAGCUGAUGAAGCACUGGCACGAAGUGCCGCCCGAGAAUCGCGAGGAGCUCAAGCAGAAGAUCCUCGAGUCCAUCGUUCGCUUUGCCGGCGGCCCGAAGAUCGUCCUCAAUCGUCUGUGCAUCUCGCUGGGCGCCUACAUAGUCCACAUGCUGGGCGAAUGGCCAGGCGCCAUCGAGGAGGUGAUCAACACGUUCCAAAAUCAGCGGAUGCCCAAUGUCAGCGCCGAUGUGCAGCUGUGGAUCAUGCUGGAGGUGCUGCAGGCCAUUCCCGAGGAGGCCCAGGUCAUCCAUACCUCUGUUAAGAGGGUGACGCUGCGCGCCGAGAUCGGCAAGCGAGUGCCACUGGUGCUCCAGACGGCCGAGCGGUAUCUUAAGCUUCAGAUGAACCGUGUUUGGGACGCCGAAGCAUACAGCAAUAUGAAUAGGGCUGUCAAGUGCGUGGGCACCUGGAUUAAAAACAUCGGCUAUUCCAUUGAGGGCUGCGUCACCAUCACCGCCGUGCUCCUGGAAGUGGUGCACAAGUGCUACUGGCCCUGCAUUCAUGCCGGCGAUGGCUGCAUGACCGCCGACGAGAACGAGUUGGCCGAAUCGUGUCUAAAGACCCUUGUAAACAUCAUAAUUCAGCCAGACUGUCACAACUAUCCGAAGACCGCGUUUGUGCUCAUCAAGAUGUUCCUGGACUCGCUGGCUGAAAUAACCAAGACGGAGUGGAAGAGGGAGAAUGACAACGAGGACAUCAUCGUGCACAUCUACAUGCUGUUUGUGUCGUCCGUAGAGCGGCACUCUACGUUGUUGCUAAGCGGAAUUACAUCAUCGGAUCCGGAACUAUCUGUGCUGGUGCAUCGCAUUGUGCAGGAGAUACUCCACUGCACCGACAAGCCGGGCAUCUAUCCGGUGGAGGAAUCCUGCAGCACCAUGGCUCUGGCCUUCUGGUAUAUGCUGCAGGACGAAGUUUUCGCCAUGCAAAACGAUGAGCAGAAGCACAAGUGUUGGGAGUACAUUAAACCACUGUACGCCCACCUGACCAGAAUUCUGGUCAGGAAGUCGGAGCAGCCAGAUGAGAAGUCCCUUGCCAAAUGGAACUCUGAUGAUUUGGAGUGCUUCAGAUGCUACAGGCAGGAUAUAUCAGAUACCUUUAUGUACUGCUAUGAUGUCUUGAACGAUUACAUCCUAGAAAUCCUAGCCGCCAUGCUGGACGAGGCCAUUGCUGAUCUGCAAAGGCAUCCGACUCACUGGACGAAGCUGGAGGCGUGCAUCUAUUCCUUCCAGUCGGUGGCCGAACACUUUGGUGGCGAGGAGUCGCGCCAGAUACCCAGGCUAAUGCGAGUCCUGGCCGAGAUUCCCUACGAGAAGCUCAACGUCAAGCUACUCGGCACCGCUCUAGAAACAAUUGGCUCCUAUUGCAAUUGGCUGAUGGAGAAUCCCGCUUACAUUCCGCCAGCGAUCAAUCUGCUGGUGCGCGGCCUAAACUCCUCGAUGUCCGCCCAAGCCACGCUUGGCUUGAAGGAGUUGUGCCGCGAUUGUCAGUUGCAACUGAAGCCGUACGCGGAUCCGUUGUUAAACGCAUGCCAUGCCUCCCUCAAUACGGGACGCAUGAAGAACUCUGACUCGGUGCGGCUCAUGUUUAGCAUCGGCAAGCUGAUGAGCCUGUUGCAGCCGGAGGAAAUACCCAAAUAUUUGGACAUCAUCGUGAGUCCGUGUUUCGAGGAGCUACAGGCCAUUUGCCAAGCAGAGUCGAAAACUCCCGCCGCUCGGAUUCGAACCAUUUUCCGUCUGAAUAUGAUCUCCACCCUUUUCUCUUCGCUGAACACUGAUGUGGAUGAUGAGACCAAGGCUCUACCCAUUGUGCAGCCAGUUCUUCUCGUCAUGCAGCGAACAAUGCCCAUCUUUAAGAGAAUCGCUGAGAUGUGGGUGGAGGAAAUUGAUGUCCUAGAGGCCGCUUGCAGCGCCAUGAAGCAUGCAAUCAUGAAUCUGAGGAGCAGCUUCCAGCCGAUGCUGCAGGAUCUUUGCCUCUUUAUUGUGGCCAGCUUCCAGACCCGUUGCUGUGCACCCACUCUAGAGAUAUCAAAAACGGCCAUUGUCAUGUUCUUCAAGGACGAGGGCUGCAAGCCGCUGAUGCAGCAGCUUCUGAGGGAGUUCAUACAGCACAGCUUCAAGCUCUUUGAGAGCACUCCCGAGCAGAACUUCUCCAAUAUAUCGGACACCAUGGAGACUUUCUUCGGCUGUCUGUCGCAGAUUGUCAAGAAGAUCCCACAAGUCUUGGAGGACAAGACACUGGCCUACGAUCGACUGGUGUUCUACGCCCAGCGGGGCAUGACCCUGCCGGAAAGUGGAGCCAUCCGGAACAGCAUCCAGUUCCUCGCCCACUUCGUAAUGCAGUCGCGCAACCAUCCGCAUGUCACCGAAGUCAUACUGGCAACCGGGGAACAGACCCUCUACACGGCGAUGAUGUGCGUGGGUUAUCUAACGCCGCGAUCGCAGGUGGACAAGUUUGCCGACAUCCUGCUGGCCAUGAACAAGAAAUAUCCCGCUGAGAUGGCCGUCUGGAUGAAGACGCUGAUGGCAACACCCAAUUUCCCCACCCAGCUCAUAACCGAAGCGGAUAAAACUCGUUACACGGCCCUAAUAGUCAAGGAAAAGGUCAACAAGAGGUUGUUGCAACAGCAUCUAUCUGAGAUGGCUAUAAAGACGCGAGGACUCACCGAGAAGUUCCAGUAAAUGAAUUUAUGCAAUAAGUGGCCAAAUGACAUCUCUAUCCAUCCGGAUUCUGAUCUAGUUUCUGUAAUUGUAUUUAAUUUGUAAUUAGGCAGCUCUGUAAAUGUUCCCUCAAUCUUAAGUUUCGCCGCCUGGGGCAUAGGUUCAAAAUCUCUCUCUCGACUUGAUAAACUUUUAUUUAUAAUUUUACAAAAUUACAUGCUCCAUUUACAAUUUGCACAUAUAUUUCUUUAAAGGUGUAUAACUCGUUUUAUUUAUUGUUUUCACUUUUAGUAAAUAUUUUAUAGUUUUUUUUUACAUUUAUAAUUCUUAUAUUGAAAAGUUUGAUUUUCACCGUUUCCUGUAUGAAAAAAUCUGCCUUUCUAAGAAUUACUUUCCCUUUGCCUUUCCACAUUAUUAUUGUUUUGCAAUUUUCCACAUUGUGUAUGUAUCUAUAAUGCCAAAAAUAUGUAAAUACAUCUCUUUAAUAUAUAAUAUAUAUUUGUGUCUAUAGCUAAACUGAA
Messenger RNA from Drosophila takahashii, 3638 nucleotides. It is a transcript of the gene cdm, whose product is annotated as importin-13-like protein cdm. Lineage: Eukaryota; Metazoa; Arthropoda; Insecta; Diptera; Drosophilidae. Gene Ontology annotation, cellular component: cytoplasm. The record is from RefSeq and is a predicted model, not a curated record. Gene Ontology annotation, biological process: protein import into nucleus. Gene Ontology annotation, molecular function: small GTPase binding.